Molecule: messenger RNA, 1128 nt
Organism: Lentinula edodes (shiitake mushroom)
Lineage: Eukaryota; Fungi; Basidiomycota; Agaricomycetes; Agaricales; Omphalotaceae
Exons: 3
Coding region: 100-774 (224 amino acids)
Source: RefSeq, a predicted model, not a curated record
GCACAAUUCUAACUCCAUAUGACCUCUUCAUUCUGAACAGGUCCACCCCAGUUGAUCGUGAAGCACCCAGAGGAUCCUCACUUUGGCGGCAAUCUUGAAAUGUUCCCAAUAAUACCUGGCCCGAAGAGAUUCACAAAACAUCCACAAGAGUAUCCGGCAUCCACACGCGCCUGGGGAGUUCAACCGAAUUAUGACGAAUAUCCUAAACUGGGCCGAUAUUCUCUGUCUAGCAUCACUAACGCGGAGUAUGCUUUGAGCGAAGUUGAAAAUGCUAAAAAAGAGGUUCAGCUUAGUCUCAAAGAAGCCGUUGAACGACGAAGGGAGGCUGAGCAACUGCGCAGGGAUGCUGAACAUGCCAAAAUAACGGCUGACGAUCGGAGAAAGGAUGUCGAACAAGGCAGGAAAGAUGCUGAGCAUGAUAAACGUAAAGCUGACGAUCGACGGAGAGAUGCGGAACAAGCGAGGAGGGAUGCUGAACGUGCUACACGUAGGGCAGAGUCAGACAAACAUGAUGCGGAUGACCGCAGACGAGCGGCGGAGCACCGUUUGCAUGAUGUUGAAUCUGCCAAGCUUGAGAUGGAGCAGCGGUGGAAGGAAGCUGAGCUUGCACGGAAGGAGGCCGAGGAACGGAGAAGGGAGGCAGAUGCCUUCGUUGCAGAUGUGAAACGGGAGUGCAGGGAGCCAUUCGUAGUCCCUGCCCUGAUGGAUGUGUUUUGGAAUGUUUCGAAAGUGACUACUCAAACUACUUCGGCAGCUAACGAGAAAACUUCUUGAUCGGGGUAGGUCCGGGGAGCGCAUUAUUCACCGGCGUUUUUUUUUUGUAUUCAUCCAAUUGGCAUUUCAUCUCCCUUGCAUUUGAGAAUUACAUAGUUUGCCUCAUCAAGUAUUUUAUUUGUAAGUAAGUUUUGUACUGCUACUAUAUAUAGGUUGUCAAUAAGAUGCUUCAGUAACAAAUCUAAUAACAAGGGAGCACUGUACAAGAUAGGAUGGGAUAGGUUAUGAAUUAUACUAGCGAGGUCUGAUUCCUGAACAACCAGUUUACCAUGUACUGUACAAUAUACAAAUUAUACAAUCAUGGAACUGUCAGAACACAUGCCUAAUCAGGGGGGGCAAUUAUGCUUAUCCAUG